This is a messenger RNA of Magnolia sinica, 1537 nucleotides long. Its product is annotated as 3-hydroxyisobutyryl-CoA hydrolase-like protein 5. Gene Ontology annotation, molecular function: 3-hydroxyisobutyryl-CoA hydrolase activity. The transcript has 16 exons. Gene Ontology annotation, biological process: L-valine catabolic process. Bases 189 to 1337 code for a protein of 382 amino acids. NCBI's taxonomy places the organism in Eukaryota, Viridiplantae, Streptophyta, Magnoliopsida, Magnoliales, Magnoliaceae. The record is from RefSeq and is a predicted model, not a curated record.
UCGAAGCAUGUGAGCAUUCCAUAAAGAAAGGCAGGCACCUCACCAACCACCUACUUUCUUCGGUUGAUAUAUAGACCCACCCCUUUUGUUCUACCAACCAACGUUCAUUUCCUCUACUGAUUUCAAUCUCUGCACAAAAACCCUUCACUGCUGUGGUUUGUCUUUUCUACAAGCUAAAGUGUAUUUAAAUGGCACAAGAACCCGUAAAUCCAGAAGAGGUUGUUUUGGCAGAAGAAGUAAACCAUGUAAGGUUGAUCACCUUAAACCGGCCUCGCCAAUUGAAUGUCAUUUCAUCCAAAGUGGUUGUUUUGCUAGCUGAAUUCCUUGAAAAAUGGGAGAAGGAUGAUGAUGCGGAGCUUGUGAUAAUCAAGGCUACUGGACGUGCUUUCUCUGCUGGUGGGGAUCUAAAGAUGUUCUAUGAUGGGAGGUCAGAUGAUUCCUGUCUCGAAGUUGUGUAUAGAAUGUAUUGGCUAUGUUAUCACAUUCAUACAUAUAGGAAAACACAGGUAGCGCUUGUUCAUGGACUUGUCAUGGGUGGAGGUGCAUCACUGACUGCUCCAUUAAAAUUCUCAGCCGUCACUGAGAAGACUGUUUUUGCUGUUCCUGAAGCAAGUAUUGGAUUUCACACUGAUUGCGGCUUUUCAUACAUUCUCUCACGCCUUCCUGGACAUUUAGGGGAGUACUUGGCCUUAACUGGUGCAAGGCUGAAUGGGAAAGAAAUGAUUGCGGCCGGUCUCGCAACCCAUUUUGUCCCGUCUGAGAAAUUGGCUGAGCUCGAGAAGCAUUUAAUAAGCUUAAACUCCGGGGAUGAGCAUGCAGUCAAAUCGGUUAUUGAGGAAUUCUCUGUGGAUGUUCAACCUGAUGAAGAUAGUAUUUUGAACAAGCAAUCAACAAUCAACCAGUGCUUUGACAAGGAAUCAGUGGAAGAGAUUAUAGAAUCCUUCGAAGCUGAGGCAAGCAAGGAGGGCAAUGGAUGGAUAACUGCUGUGCUCAAGAGCUUGAAAAGAUCAUCACCCACUGGACUGAAGAUAACACUAAGAUCGAUUCGCGAAGGACGGAAACAAACUCUGCCCGAUUGCCUGAAGAAGGAAUUCAGACUUACGAUGAACAUACUGAGAUCGGUGAUCUCUGGUGAUGUCUAUGAGGGUAUUCGAGCUCUAAGUAUUGAUAAAGACCAAUCUCCAAAGUGGGACCCACCAGCACUUGAGAAAGUGAGCAGUGAGAAAAUAGACGUGGUUUUCCAACCAUUCAAGGAGGAACUGGAACUCCAGAUUCCGGCUGAGGGAGAAGCAUGCCGGUGGGAUGGGAAAUUUGAGAACUCAGCAUAUCAAAGCUGAAGAUUUGCACUUGCAUUUUGAUUAUGUUAGUGGUUUACUGUUAUGUGCUAUAUCAGCUGCUGUUGAGAUGCAUCUUCUCCUGUUGCAUGUUUUUCAAUGGUUAAUAACAGUGUUAGUCUAUCAUUUGUAAUCUGUAUUAGCCACGACCUUUGAGUUUUAUGAAGUGAGGAAUAUCUAAUAAGAUGCGUCCUUUUCCAUUC